AAUGGCUAAACCUUAAGGAGCAGGAUCUAUAUGGAACCCAAAUAGUUGGCAUUGGGAAGAAAAGAAUUAUACUACUAUUGCAAAACAAUUAAUUGAAUAGAAAAUUAAUUCAGUCAAGGUUUAAUCAGGAGAUGUCACAUUAACUAAUAUAGAAAUUAAAUCAAUAAGUGGAGAUGUAUUUAUUUAUUUACUAAAUUAGGCUUAAGUAAAUAUUCGAAAAGGAAAAUAAGUUCUAGUCUAUGAUUUCGAUAUAGAAGUAGAAUGGAGAGGUAAUUGACUUAAAAUACAAUAUUAAAGGCUAAAAUGAAAAUGAUGAAGCAGAAGGAACUUAUAAAAUUAAAGAUUUAAAUUCUUUAGAUAAUGAUUUUGAAUUGAUUCAUAUCAACAGCAAGUCCAAAACAAAAAUUUCUGAUAAAUGUAAGGACUUAGUUAAGAGAGAUAUGCGCUAAAAAUUAAAAGAAUGUUUCUAAACUUUAAUGUAAGAAAUAGGUCAAUUUGAAUCAGAUCCUGAAAAAUUGUAAAUUAUUAUAAAUAAUUUGUAGAAAGAAAGAUCAAGAAGCCAGGAAAUAUGUUGAGGAAUAAAUUAAAUUAGCUAAAGAAUAAAAUGGAGAAUAGAAGGAACGUAUAUUUUAAGAAUAAAAACUUAAAGAAAUGAAGAUGAAAUAAGAAUUUCAAUAAAUUACGUCAUGA
Messenger RNA from Paramecium pentaurelia, 690 nucleotides. NCBI's taxonomy places the organism in Eukaryota, Ciliophora, Oligohymenophorea, Peniculida, Parameciidae. The record is from the annotation of a GenBank genome assembly.